Molecule: messenger RNA, 4647 nt
Organism: Ctenopharyngodon idella (grass carp)
Lineage: Eukaryota; Metazoa; Chordata; Actinopteri; Cypriniformes; Xenocyprididae
Exons: 4
Coding region: 866-1474 (202 amino acids)
Source: RefSeq, a predicted model, not a curated record
UGCAUAUAGAACAAGAGUUUGGACACAGAGUUGUGUCCGUGCUCUGAUAGGAAGAGCCUGAUCUUGGUAAUGUUGUAUAAGGCAGAUUUGCAGGACCGGACUGUUCUAUCAAUGUGCUCUGUGAAGUUUAACUGAUUAAUAAUCACAACUCCAAGGUUCCUGGCUUUCCUGGAAGGAGUUAUGGCAGACAAACCCAGUUGAAUGGAGAGGUUGUGAUGAAGCGUUGGGUUGGCAGAGACCACAAGCAGUUCUGUCUUUGAGAGGUUUAGUUGAAGGUGAUGGUCCUUCAUCCAGCCAGAAAUGUCUGUCAGGGAGGCUGAUGUGAGCAGCUACCAUUGGAUCAUCUGGUUGGAAUGAGAAUUAGAGUUGAGUGUCAUCAGUAUAGCAGUGAUAAGAAAAGCCAUGUUUCUGAAUGACAGAUCCCAGUGUUGACUUUUAGAUGAGGAAGAGAAGCGGUCCCAGCACUGAGCCCUGAGGCACCCCAGUAGAGAGAUGAUGUGACUUAGAAAUCUCACCCCUCCAAGACACCCUGAAGGACCUACUGAGAGGUAAGACUUGAACCACUGAAGGAGGUUCAGGAGGACUACGAAGCAGGGAAAGAUAUUUAUUAAGUUACACAUGUAUAUAUAUAGACAAUAGAAUGAACAACUGUAUACUGUAAAAUAUUAAUUUUCCCGAAUUGAGUACUAGUAUAGAAUUUACUUUUUUUUCAAAUUCUUGCCUGAACUAAUGUAGAAAUUAUGAUCAAAAUGAUGAAGCUGCAUAAGCUUUGCUGAAGAAAGGAAGUGGAAGCUCUUUGUGGUUUAGUGUCUCUGCAGUGCAUUGAAACCUGCAGUUUGAUCAAAGCUGUUACGAAUGAAAGACAAUGGAGAAGAUCUUGUUCUUUUGCAUUUUUUUGUACAGGAUUCUUCAGAUCACGUCUAGUGAUGUUUCAGAACAUAAUGUGACUCUGUUAAGAUUCCAGCUGAACGGAACAAUCAGUCUGAAGUGCAACGUGACCGAGAAUCAUGAAAUAACCUGGUAUCACCAGAAUCCUGAUUCUGGACAAAUAACGCUACUGAUGUCUCCCAAGGACUACAGAAAUCAGCAUAUGGGGAGCAACACAGUCUCUCUAGUUAUUAAUAAACUAAAUGAGUCAAAUUCGGGUCUUUAUUUCUGUGGAAGAACAUAUUCAGGACAUUCAGGAUAUUCAGCGAUGUACUUUGACAAACCCAUCAGACUACAGCUCGAGGACAAGCUGACAGACAGAGAGGACAAAGUUCAUAAUGUCACAGAACCGCCAGAAGAUGUUGAGAUCACAGAUGAGGUGAUGAUGACGGAGCGUGAGCUGAUAUUCAGUGGUGUUGGACUGGCUGUGUUUGUGUUUUUUCUGGCUUCAGUCGUCACAGGAGGAAUCAUUUACUGUCACGGCUGGCAGAAAGGAUGGGCCGCAGCCAAACGUGCUGGUCUGACUGAUCAAAAAUCAGCUAAAUGACACAUUUGUGUGCUUUAUUUUAUGCUUUAUCCCAAUAAUCAGCAUUUUUGUAUGUACAAACAUCUAAACAUUCUUAAAUCAUGGUACAUUUACUGGAGAAAAUUACUUCAUUUAUUAAAGGGUUAGUUCACCCAAAAAUGAAAAUUCUGUCAUUAAUUACUCACUCUCAUGUCGUUCCACACCUGUAAGACCUUCGUUCAUCUUCAGAACACAAAUUAAGAUAUUUUUGAUGAAAUCCGAGAGUUAUCUGAACCACACAUAGGCAGCAAUGUCACUGCACUUUUUAAGGUCCAGAAAUGUACUAAAUUCAUCAUUAAAACAGUCAUGUGACUGCAGCGCUUCAACCUUAAUGUUAUGAAGAGACGAGAAUACUUUUUAUGCACAAAAACAAAACAAAAAUAGUGACUUUAUUCAACAGUUUCAUCUCUUCCCUGUCAUUCUCCUACACUGUUUACGUCGUAUAGACUCAGUGCAGAGCUUCCAGGUUCUACGUCAGAACGCUGACUCAGUAUAGAGGACGUCACUUUCCCGCCGGAACACGACCCCUCAGCCGGAAUGAGUGGCAAAAGAGCUGCUGCAUGACAAGAUUUAAUAGGGAAAACUGUGAAAAUGCAAGUAAAACAAACAAUUAUCAGUUUAAACUAAAGGUUGGACUCGAUAUACUGUUCCUUACAACUUACCAAAGAUCCAGUGAUCCAUGGAUAUUGACCUGCAGCCAGGAAUCGUGUUUCCUGACAUUUAUGUGUGCCUGAUUUCGAUGCCGGGAAAAUACAUAAAGCAAAUCUGCCUGUGAACGCUUUUUAUAAAUACAAUAUAGGUAGGUAUAAAUCCGGUUGAUCACUUAAAUCAAUGUUAUAUAUGCCAUUCUACAGAACUGGCUCAAAGUCAGAGUUGGAAACGUCUUGAAAAAUAUGUAUUUUUCCACAAAUUUUGCAAAUUGUAUAAAAUCAAAGGUACACUUUUCUAGUAAUUGUGCAGUUAAUUCUCAUAUUUAACUUUUCAUAUAUAAACUUUUGGAAUAUUUUUCCUCUCCCCAAAUUUGUCACUACCGAAACACAAUAAUAAAUAUUUUAAUAAGAAGAGUCACAUUGACCUAUUAAGAUUUUGUUUACAUCCACCUUGAAAAUAUAUUUUUUGCUAUUUUUUUUUUUUUUAAGUUUUCACAGGUAAAUUAAUAACAUUUAACAAUUUUAACAAUAUUUCAAGUGUAAUUUAUGAGAUUUGUUGUAUUUUGAAUCCAAUCUUUCUUUGUAAAAGUCAUAAAGUUUAUCAAACUGAUUUCAAAGUGAAGGAUUCAUUAGUUUGAAAAAACAUUGAACCAAACACUAUCAUAACAUCUUAGUUGAUCAUUCAAUAUACUUUAUUUUUGACAGAACAUCCCAUGUUUCAGUCGUGACUGCACAUUUUCGGUAGUGACAGUAAUGUGUUGGUAGUGACCACAUCACAUUACACAAUUUUAACUCACAAAACAUUUUAAAAUACUAAUGACUGCAAAACUGUAGUAAAAUUUCCCCCAAAUAAAUGAUUAUGUGUUCCAAUGAUGUUUCGGUAGUGACAAUUUUCAAUACUUUUGAGCCGCUCAAAGAUGCUAAUCAGCACAUGGAUAGUUAGCACACUUAUGAACAGUAGUACACACAUAAAAACUAAAUAUUAUGGAAUAACACCCAACAAAGUUUGCUUAAUUGCAGAAAAAGGUGUUUCUUAGUGACGUUCCUUAAAGUUCCACACAGAUUUUCAGACUUCUGAACACAUUUAACUCAGAAUGAUGGACCUAUCUACUGUGAAAGAGAGGCUAUGAGAGGGAGGAACACAGGAAUAUUUCCUGAUCAGAAAUGUAGAAGUGUGUUAAAAUCAGUCUCAGACAAUGGACUCAAACACACACUGUUUCAGUAGUGAUAUGAAAAUGCGGGACGCAUUUUUUUUUUUUAUAUAAAGUUUCAUGAUUUAAAAAUAAAAUAUAAAAUAAAUAUAUAUUUUUUAACCUCACUUUAAAAAAAAAAAUCUAUAUAUUUUUAAAAACAACAAUGGAAAAGAAUUGCAAAAAUUAUUUCAGUAUCAUUUUCACAAGUUGAAAUUUAUGGGUUCGGGACAGCCACCUCCCAACUGAAAGUACUCAAUAAAUGAAGAUUUUAUUUAUAUUAAGCUUAAUGAUAUUUUAAAUAUUAUUGUGGGAUUCAAUAGAUAAUAAAUGAUCUUAGUAAACAUCUAAAAUGUAUUGUUGUGGGACAGCAGUUUACACCAACUCUGUAGAAUGGCCCACAUCAUAUUGUCCAGCCCUAAAACUAUACUCUCUAAAAAAUAAUUCAGUGGCCUAUAUCACAGUAAUAAUCAACUUUAAUAACUUAAUAAAAUUGCUUGAUAUCAUUUACUUGAUAGUUUGGGUUGAACAUACCAAAAUAAUUAACUAAAAAUUCAACAGUUAAUGUCUGAAAAUUACAUUUUUUUUCACUAAAAGAAUUUAGUAUUUGACUAAUAAAUUCCUUUUUAAAAAAAUAUACUUAAUAUAUUUGUAAAAUUUCUAUCAAAAUAUUUGAGAAUGGAGAAUUAAACUGAUCUGUUUCAAGAACCACAAAUAUUACUUAAUUCAAAUCAAUAUUAUUAACAAUCUUUAACACACAACGCAGCCCAGAGCAGUUCUCUCUUCUCAGCAUUACAGAAUUGGUGCAUCUCCGCUGUGAAAUUCAGGAUUGUGUAUGAUUUAUUUUAUCUAUAAAUCAUUAUCGUGCUUUAAAUCAUUUUAUUUAAUGCAAAACAACAUAUAGGGACGCAAUGUGAGUCACCUAAAUGAGUGUCGUGUCUGUCUUUUUGCAUGAUUGAAACGCCUGAUGCCUGUUGCAUAAAAGGUUUAUUUUUAAAGAUAAUGAAUAGAAUUAAUUUAAAUGAUAAAAUGUUCUCCAAACUGUGCACUGUGUGUUUAUUGGCAGGUUAUGCAGAAAUGUUCAGUUAUGAAUGAAACGCUCCGGCGGUCUGAAGUUAGAAUCCAUCUCAGGCACGAGAACCAGCGCUGAUACGGUGGAAACAGACCGGUUGAUUACACUUGAAUUACUUUUAAAUGUAUAAUUUUUACUACUCAAAUGUUUGUUACAUGAGUUUAAAUGUAGGCAAUAUUGUAUACAUGUUAAAAGAGUAUAAAAUAUGCCUUACUCAUUGACAAUAAAGGUCAGUGUCAUGUA